Molecule: messenger RNA, 1551 nt
Organism: Arachis duranensis
Lineage: Eukaryota; Viridiplantae; Streptophyta; Magnoliopsida; Fabales; Fabaceae
Exons: 3
Coding region: 105-1391 (428 amino acids)
Source: RefSeq, a predicted model, not a curated record
UGUAAUCAAACCCCCAAAACAAAAAAUAAUUUAUAAUCAAUUUCAUCAGGCAUUCAACAAUCAAUUCUAACUAGGGUUCCCAAUUUCAUCAUACGCCAUUGUAAAUGGCUUCGCUUUUUCUCCGCCUUCGGAUCCUUCCUCUCGCAAUUCUUCUUCUCCAUUCUCAAUUCGCUUCCGCUUUGUUUUCCGCUCCUGAAUCCACCACUCCAUACCCUAAGGCGAUUUCUGAUUUGAAGGAAACGAUUGUGAAAGGGUUAGGAUUUACAGCUGAAGAUUUCAAGAUAACUGGGUUUGAUCCAAGGGAAGCUCAGGUUGGGCAUUCGGUGGCUUACGAAUUCGAUGUUGAGAUUGGUCAGAAGGUGAUACCUUUCAAGCUCCUUGAAGAUGUGAACCGAUGGGACUACGUGGAUCUCCCAAUUUUCCGGGUCGAUGAACCGGGUCAGCAAACCGGGUUGGUUCAGAAGAGGGAUUCGGGUCAUGGGUUGCCGGUUUUGGCUCCAUUCCAGCUCGCUGGACCCAUGGAGCUGUGGAUUCAGGAUGCUAAGGACAUGAGGAUCUCUCUCCCUCAUGAUGUAGAUGCUGGGGUGUUAAAAAAAGUGAUAUUGGCUGAAGGUGCUGUGGUUACUGUCAAGGGUGCAAGGUCAGUUAGUCUAAGGCAGCCCCUUGAUCUACCCCUCCCCUUAAACCAAUCGCAUAACGGAUUUGCUGCUGGCCUUCUCACCUUGGCUGAGCAUCUUCGACAUGCUUCUCGUACCCAGGACACACCCCUCCUCUCUCUCCGUAUUGUUGGUCCUACAUCACUUGCGGCCCCGUCCUCAACAUCAGACUCUCCCAACAACAGGUUGAAGCUCAAACGUCUUGCACCUGGUCUUGUGGAGUUAUCAUCCCCAUCAAACAACAAAGCAAUUGAUGCCCUGCCUACUAUUGAUCUCCAUGGUGAAGCCCAGACACUACUUACUCCAACUCAGUUUAGGACACUAUGGCCUCUCACUUCCCUGAAUGGAUCAAACGCCAACUUGUUGGGCUUUGAGAAACUGUUGGCCUCUGUGCUGGGUCCUAAGGCUAACAAGAAGGGUUCCUUCAAAUUGUUGAAGGCUGAUGUUUCAGCUCAGACAUUUGUAAAGAUAGGCUUUCAGGCUGAGAAGAAGCUAAAGGAAGGAGACGGGUUUAGUUUACAGGGUUACCCUGAGUGGAGGACUAAGCCUGAGACUGUGAAAAUGCACUUUGAGGUGUUGGCUAAGCUUGAUGGCGACAAAGUCAUACCAGAGAGAAUUUUGCCGGUAACUCCUGUUAUCGUGGAGGAUACUGUGGCGCCAAAUCUACUCACGGGCAAUGUGACCAUGUCAAAGAUGCCAAUAGUUCAGCCUGCUCCGGAUCCCUUUGCCUUGUAAUUUGUUGGUGGAAGGAUAAAAGGAGUGUGUUUUUGUGUACAUUACCCAGGGGGAUUAUAGAAGAGAGAAGAGAUCCUUGUAUCACUUUUGAUAAUAUACAUAAUAGUUAAGGAAGUUGUAAAAAUGUUGAGGAAUGAAAAUAAUUUGUUUUAUUCUUUUA